AUGAUGGCAGGUCUUGCCGUGCUCGUGGCCUUGAGCGUCGUGCUCUUUGUAGGAACGAUCGUCGUGCUGCUCUUCUUCUGUCGCCGCAUUCAGCUCCAGCGGGAGCGCGAGUCGCUCGUGUUUGUCCAGGAAACAACAGACGUCUAUCGCGAGGAGCUCAAUGACAGUUUCAUGGAGCAAGCGCUGUGGCGCUGUGGCGUGUGCAAGUUCCUGAACCACCCGGAGCGGAAAUUGUGUGACUUGUGCCAGACCUUAUGCGGCGCCGAACGAGACGUCGCGGGCUACAAUAAGAGCCACUCGAGACGCAGUUUGAGCGCGGGUUCCGUGCAGAGAAUGACACGCAUUGGCGAGACCGAAGCGUUUUCGUCGGCACGGGCAGAUGACGCCAUUGGCGGCUCAAUCAGUCGUCCCAGCUUUGAGCUCCCAAGGAACCAGCGCCUGUCGAACAGCAACAUGAGCAAAUUGCAGCUCGCAGCAAGUCGGCGACAGCAGUGGAAGCGAAUGCCGACUACCGACGGCUUGCAUCGAUGGGUUCGACAGCAAUCGGCGCGCCGACAGUCAGGUGCUUUUGCACAACGGGAGUCAACGGAGCUGGAUCCGGGAGGGAGAGUGUCGUUGAAUCGGUAUUUGGAUUCGACGGACCGAGACAGCAAUUUGUCGGUGGGGUACAUUCGCGUGCGAGAUUCGUUAGGAAGAUUGGUAUUGAACGACAGCGACGUCGUGGCAACGGAUUUCCACUACCGGAUUAAAAUCCUGGACGGCAAAGGGAGUUCCGAGCUCAUUAUGAAUCUCGAGGGAGUUCACAAUUUGCCAUUCCCGGACAAAAUCCGCUGGUUCUCGACGGAAAUACAUCGGCUGUGGCUACCUUGGGAAUCUGGACAUGCAGAGCUGGUAGUGCGACGCGAUCAUUUGUUGCAGGACUCGUUUGAACUUGUAGGAGCGAUGAAGGCGUAUCAGUUACGGCAGAGAUGGCGCGUGGUGUUUGACGGAGAGCCGGCAUUGGAUGCAGGUGGCGUUAUGCGCGAAUGGUACACGCUGCUUUUCGCGGAGCUAUUCGAUCCGACAUUCGGUCUUUUUGUGAGCACAGUGGGAGACGAGCGAAGUUACUGGAUCAACGCGAGCUCGGACUUGCUGAUUGGUGAUGAUCACUUGGCCUACUUUGAGUUCGCUGGUCGGCUCGUGGGUAAGGCGAUUCUCGAGGAGCAUUUAAUGCCGGUGCAUCUUGCGCUACCAUUCCUCAAACAUAUCCUGGGCGUACCGAUCUCCUUUUCCGACUUGCAAUUCCUCGACGAUGAGAUCUACAAUAGUGCCUUGAUGGUGAAAAAGAUCGAUGACAUCGAACCGUUGUGUCUGGACUUUACAGCCACUCGCGUUGUGGAUGGUCGUGUAGAAAUUGUAGAACUCGUCGAAGGCGGCGCCAGUAUCGACGUGACACGAGAAAAUCGCUUGCGCUACUUGGACGCUCUCUUCAAGUAUCAUGUGCUGGAAAGCGUGAGUGGCCAGCUGCUGUCGUUUCUUACGGCGCUAUACGACGUGGUGCCUGAGGGCUUGCUCAAGGUGUUCGACUACCAGGAGCUGGAGUUGCUCAUGUGCGGAGUGCCAUCGAUCGACGUCGAGGACUGGAAGAAACACACGGACUUCAAGUUCUAUUCACACAACUUCCCCACGGAACUUGAGCUUAAUAACAUUGAGUGGCUCUGGGAAGUCGUGGAAGACUUGAAGAACGAAGACCGCGUUCGCUUGUUGCAGUUCACGACAGGCACGGGUCGUGUUCCAGCGCAGGGGUUCAAGGGAUUGAUUAGCAGCGACGGUCGCGUGAGACGUUUCAAUGUUGCCUUCGCCGGCAGAGACCAGUCGUUCCUGUUCCCGAAAGCGCAUACGUGUUUCAACCGUUUGGAUCUGCCAAUCUACAACUCGAAAGAAGUGCUGGCGGAGUACAUUAACCUGAUCGUACAGAUGGACAUCACUGGUUUUACGAUCGAGUGA
Molecule: messenger RNA, 1986 nt
Organism: Hyaloperonospora brassicae
Lineage: Eukaryota; Oomycota; Peronosporomycetes; Peronosporales; Peronosporaceae
Source: the annotation of a GenBank genome assembly